CCCAGAGAUGCGGCGCGAGAUACGUCGCGAGCUUGUAGACGACGACUCUGAGCAUGGACUGGUCGCCAAAAUUACGAAGAAGGUCAUAGCCGCUGUGAAGGACAUCUUUGGGAGACGUUCUUCUUCGAGGAGGCAUAGAUCAUCAUCCAGCCAUGCCAGUCGUCAUAGACAUGGGAGUGAGGAGUACGACCAGCCGAGCCCUAGUCGCAGACGGUCUACAUCUCACAUUCCUAGUCCUAGGCGAUCAGAGCGUGAGGAUCCACCUCAUGUUAGCCAUAGGCACUCAGUUGGAGACAUGGAUCCGCCUCGUGGCAGUCAGAGACGCUCAGAGCGUGGAGAGGAUCCACCCCGUGCGAGUCAGCGGCGAUCUGCCUCACGUCACAGUGAGAGGGAGGCAUCUAUGAGGCGAUCAGCCUCACAUCAUGGUGAGGGGCAGACAUCUUUGAGGCGAUCCGCCUCACGUCACAGUGAUCGCCCAGGGCCAUCGGCUGGGUACCAACGUCCAGAGACCCCUGCGCCUAAGGCGGGGGAUGUAAGUGAUGAUCUGAAUUUUUCCUGGACGUCGUCAGAGGAGGAGGCGGGUGCUAGAGAGAGGCCUCAAUUGGUUAUUGACCCGGACUUGCCGUAUGGUAAGGCCCUGCUGAAGGCGAAGAAGCGGGGCUUCAAGGCGUUUAUGAGAUCGCCGCCGGGUACUUAUGUGCAAGUGAUCGAGACGGGUUGGGUGAUGUCGCAGGAGCUAUUCCACAGGAUUCUGAAUCCUCGCGUGGAGUUCGACGGGGAGAUAUUAGACCUCUGGAAUCUGAAGGCUCUCCGACGGCUCCGUCAAAAUCAGCAGUGGAUAGCUCGGGGACAGACGAGGCUCGUUGCAGGCGUGACACGGGAGAGAACGCCGAUAGCUUUUCUGGAUUUUUAUGAGACCCUUUUCAGAGAGUUCAGGUCGUUGCAUCCGGAUGAGCAAGAUUGGGACAACAUUCGGGAUCGACACGGAUACGAGGAGUGGGUGGUGCCCGAAAAGCUGAUCGCCAUGUUUCAUGGAACUGAUUCAGGCCAUACAUGGCCUUGGUUGGAAGCGAAAGAGAUAAUAGCUAUGUGCAAUCUCGAUAAGAGUCAUUGGUGUACUGUGGUUAUAUCUAUCUCCGCAUGGGAGGUGAGAGUGUAUGACUCACUGAUACAUGUGGAAGGUGCACGAAAGCGUCGAGAAAAUGCAAUGAAGCCAAUCACUCGCCUGAUGCCUAAAUUGCUGCACACUGUGGGUUAUUAUGCACACAAUACCGUGAGGUAUGUUGCCGCUCCAGAUAGGCCUAUGAAAGUCGUCAUUAUGCCAAUCAGAGAGCAAUUCAUCCAAGAAGAUAGUGUAAGUUGUGGUGUGUUUGCAUGUGCCUAUCUGGAUCGUUUGAUUUGUGGCGCACCAACACGUGAGCAGCUGAGGACACCCGCACAGAUACAAAAGUUUCGACAAAUUAUAGCUAUUAGGAUAUGGGAGUUGUGUACGGAUCCUCCCCCUAUUCAUUUCAGUUGAUGAACAUUUUUUUUGUGUUAAAAUACACUUGAUUUGCUGUUGUUUUGUGGUUUGAUUUUAGCUUA
Molecule: messenger RNA, 1584 nt
Organism: Salvia miltiorrhiza (redroot sage)
Lineage: Eukaryota; Viridiplantae; Streptophyta; Magnoliopsida; Lamiales; Lamiaceae
Exons: 4
Coding region: 8-1519 (503 amino acids)
Biological process (GO): proteolysis
Molecular function (GO): cysteine-type peptidase activity
Source: RefSeq, a predicted model, not a curated record